AUGUUAGCGUUAUGCACUAUAUUUGCUUAUUGGACGUCAACGACCGAUGCCGAUAGAGUGGAAGAAAUAGAAUUUACAGAUUUCCCUUCGUUCCUCUUGAAAUUCUUGAGAGAUUCGCGCGGAAGCGAAGAAGAACUGGACGUUGCCGAAGGUAAACAGCACAAAAAAUCUCACCAGAAAAGUAAAGAACACGGCAGUAAGAAACUAGAAGUUGCGGAAGGAAAACAUCCUCAAGACAAACAUCACGGGAAAAAGUAUCAUUAUCAUCGUAAAAGUCACGAGUUUCAUCACAAAAAGCAUCGAGAUCACGAAGACGGACAUAAGCAUCACGAUCAUCAUCACGGCAAAUAUAAGAAACACGGGAGCCGACACCAUCACGAAGAAGGAAGCCAUCGUAGUAAAAAGCACGGACAACACGGCGGCAAGAAUCGUCAUCAUAAAAGCCACGAACACGGCGAUCGUCAUAAAUCUAAACAUCACAAAGAAGGCCAUCGUCAUCGAAUACACGGAGAUCAUCACAACAAAGAUUUGGGCCAUAAGAAACACGGCUUCAAAAAUAAAUACCAUAAAGAAGAAUACGGUUAUCAUAAAACUUAUCACGAUCAUCUGCGUGACGGUAAAUAUAAAUCCAAAGAUCGCGAAGAACACGGCAAACACAAGAAAAAACGACCCCAGAAAGUUCAACACCAUCAUCAUCCCGAAAAAGAACACAAAGAAGAGCAUCACGACGAUCACCACCACCAUCACGAUCAUCACCAUCACGACGAUCACCACCACCAUCACGAUCACGAUCAUCACCAUCACGACGAUCACCACCACCAUCACGAUCAUCAUCAUCACGGCGAGCACGAGCACCACCACCACCACCACCACCAUCAUCACCACCAUCAUCAUUAUCAUCAUCGCUAG
Molecule: messenger RNA, 909 nt
Organism: Centruroides sculpturatus (bark scorpion)
Lineage: Eukaryota; Metazoa; Arthropoda; Arachnida; Scorpiones; Buthidae
Product: histidine-rich glycoprotein-like
Exons: 1
Coding region: 1-909 (302 amino acids)
Source: RefSeq, a predicted model, not a curated record